AUGUUACGACAAAAAAUCAUCGACGAUAUAUAUACAUUGCGAAAUAAAGAAUUAUAUCCAAAAGUUGAGAAAGACGUUAUAGAAGAUUACGAAUAUAUUGAUAAUAAAAAAAAACCAAUAACACCGAUAAUAAUUAAAAGCAAAACAAAAUCUCAUGCCGCACUAAGACUGCCAGCGAUAAAGAAAACAACAACUGUCAAAUUUGACAACACCACUCCCGCCAAAAUGAGAAUUGGCAAUGAUAACACUUCAUUCAGCAAAACGCGUGCGAAUAAACGUAUACGUAAAGUAAAAAGGGUACGCAUAAAAAAGCCGUUAGAAAUAUUUUAUAGGCGAGGUUAUAAUAAGGAUUUAUUAAGUCAGCGCAUAGAAUGGGUGCAUUGUAUGGACAUGAUCACUCCUUUGUUGAAUGGUGUUAAAGUAAAUAUCAGUAAUCCUAAACGUCUCAGUCCGAGAGAUGCUACUGUAAAAAGUACUGUGGAAAAAAUUAAGAAGGGUCGUUGGGGAUCAGAAAACUUAAAGAUCGCAAUUGAAAAAGUAAUCAUGAAAAAAAUGACUUUAAGAGAAGCAGCUUCGAGAUAUGGCAAUCCCACUACUACUUUAUAUGAUAAGUUGAAAUUAAUAAGAGAUGGUAGCACGUUACGAAAUAGCAGCAGCCAGUGUACCGGUAUAUAUCCAUUUAAUGAAAAUAUCUUUAGCGAUUUGGACUAUAUACCAAGUGACAUUACAAACAUUCCAAUAGAAGAGGUUGACGUAGAACAAAUUAGAGUCGAUCAUCUUCCACCUGAUGUUCCUCAAAAAAUUUCAGAGCAAAUACCUACUUCCCCCCUAUUACCGCAAAAUCUUCCACGACAGCCUUCUACUAGCAAAGAUCCAGAUUUUGUACGAAAAACCAUUUUUAACAUUUCACCAUUACCAGACGCCGCAAAGAAAAGAGCUCAAACCAGAAAACGAAAAUCUGAGAAAAGUCAAAUUCUGACAUCUUCUACAUACAAAUUGAUCCUGGAAAGUAAAAAAAAUGAGAAAAAGCUUAAGGAGGAAAAGAAAAGACAGAUAAAACAGAAAAGAUUA
This is a messenger RNA of Brenthis ino (lesser marbled fritillary), 1071 nucleotides long. The record is from the annotation of a GenBank genome assembly. NCBI's taxonomy places the organism in Eukaryota, Metazoa, Arthropoda, Insecta, Lepidoptera, Nymphalidae.